This is a messenger RNA of Archocentrus centrarchus (flier cichlid), 6025 nucleotides long. It is a transcript of the gene kcnj4, whose product is annotated as potassium inwardly rectifying channel subfamily J member 4. Gene Ontology annotation, biological process: regulation of monoatomic ion transmembrane transport; potassium ion import across plasma membrane. The transcript has 3 exons. Gene Ontology annotation, molecular function: inward rectifier potassium channel activity. NCBI's taxonomy places the organism in Eukaryota, Metazoa, Chordata, Actinopteri, Cichliformes, Cichlidae. The record is from RefSeq and is a predicted model, not a curated record. The coding region runs from base 410 to 2059 and encodes 549 amino acids. Gene Ontology annotation, cellular component: plasma membrane.
ACAGGAGCAUAGGAGAAUGCGCACAGACAGGAUUACCAUCAGCAAAGGAGGCAGCGGAGGACAGUAAAGGAUUACAAGAGAGACACGACAGACAUAAAACAGUGAAUAAGCGAUGAAAGAGAAACAAGAAGAAGCAAUUCAAAGAAAGGGAGAAUCAAAGAAGGGAUCACACAUCUCAUGAAUCUAAGGACGUUGGACCUUUGCCCUGGAGAGUGAAAGUAAAGUGGAAUUUUGGAAAGUGAAGUGGAGCUACACGGGGAAUUUAAAGUACAGCCAAGAGAAAGAAAACAACUGAUAAUUUCCAAGUGGUCUCUUCAGUGGCCCAAACACCCCCUCCUGUGUAGAAACCAGAUGUUUGGAAGCGGGACACAGUCUGGCCUCCUACUGUGGCCCGGUGAUCAUUGGUGCCAUGGGAACAAGUAGAGCCAACAGGUACAGCAUUGUGUCCGACAUUUUACCAGAAGAAGAGCGCCAGAAGAUUUCUAGCUUAGGACUCCAUAACGGCAACAGUUCACCCAGAUUCAGACUGCACUUGACCUGCACCUCAGAAGCAGAAGACAGGAGGAGGUCAGGAACCUCCGCUAUCGUGCCCAGCACAGCGGAACAAGGAGUGAUGAACAACUACAACGGAAAGGUUCUGACAAGGGGCUCCAACCAAGUACGGAGCCGAUUUGUGAAGAAAAAUGGACAAUGUAAUGUUGUAUUCACUAACAUGGAAGAAAAGAGGCAGCGCUAUCUAGCUGACAUCUUUACCACCUGUGUGGACAUCCACUGGAGAUACCUGCUGCUUAUAUUCUGCACCAGCUUCAUUGUCUCCUGGCUAUUUUUUGGUUUAAUCUUUUACAGUGUCUCUCUGGCACAUGGGGACUUUGGAGAGCACCCUGCAUUUAAGGGUGAUGGACUUGUAGCUGGAGGUCUGCAUGGAGCCACUUCUGGACAUACAGCUGGAGAGCAGACACAAAGGAUGCCCUGCAUACUUCAUGUUCAGGGGUUUAUUGGAGCACUCCUGUUCUCCAUGGAGACCCAGACUACUAUUGGUUAUGGAUGGCGCUGUGUUACUGAGGAGUGCCCUAUUGCUGUGAUAACAGUGGUGAUACAGUCCAUAGUAGGCUGCAUCAUUGACUCUUUCAUGAUUGGCACCAUUAUGGCCAAGAUGGCUCGGCCAAAGAAGAGGAACCAGACCCUCAUGUUCUCCAAAAAUGCUGUCAUUGCACUACGCGAUGGCAAGCUGUGCCUCAUGUGGAGGGUGGGCAACCUGCGGAGAAGUCACAUUGUGGAGGCUCACGUCCGUGCCCAGCUCAUACGUUCAUACGUCACAGCUGAAGGCGAGUUCAUCCCUUUAGAGCAGAUGGACCUCAAUGUGGGCUAUGAUGAAGGCACAGACAGGCUGUUUCUAGUAUCUCCACUGGUUAUAGUCCACGAGAUAGACAAAGAUAGCCCUCUGUAUACUUUGAGCCGAGCUGAUCUGGAGGCAGAUGACUUUGAGAUUGUUGUGAUCCUGGAGGGAAUGGUGGAGGCCACUGCCAUGACCACCCAGUUCCGUAGCUCUUACCUUUCCAGAGAGAUCUUCUGGGGUCACAGGUUUGAGCCUGUGAUCUACGAGGAUCGGGACCGCUACAAGGUAGACUACGCUCGCUUUCACAAGACAUACGAGGUGCCGUCAACGCCUCAUCUCAGCGCCAAAGAGCUCGAUGAAGCUGCAAGCCGGGCCUCUUCUGCUGCUUCUCCUGCAUCUGCAUGUAGAGCCACAAAAGACUUGAUCCCCAUGUCGCUUAGCGCCUUCUGCUAUGAGAACGAGGUGGCUCUGAGUUGUGGGGAAGAAGAGGAUGAUAUAUUUGACUCUUCUCAGAUUGUAGGGAAGGAGAGGGGAGAGGAGAGGAGGACUUCGGUUUCUGUCGACUUCCAAAACAUGUUCCACGACAACUCGACUGUGACUUCAGGCAGUCACAAUGUCAUGUGUGUUCUGGACAUGGACAAUAACCAGAUGGAGUUUGACAUCUUACAGACUGCCAUUCCUCUUGAUCCAGUGACCUAUAAGAGUGAACAAGAGAUUCAGUGAGGAGAGGGAGGGUACGGUCUCCCAUGUUCCUCCUAUUUCUGGACCUGAAGAGGGAUUUCUUGGUGAUGUGUUCUGCAUGUCCCAAACCCCUUUUGCCUUUCCAGUGUUGUUUUAUAUUCACUCUUGUUUGUUUUUCUUCCUGUGGUGGUUAGGAAGUAAGAAACACUUCCUAAAUAGGUUUUUGGUGGAAUUUUGUAGGAGCCAAAACGAGCAGCCAGUCUGAAUCUGUAGAAAGAACCUUUGACAGAGCUCCGACAGACUGCUGACUCCCUUUUAUUAGGAUUUAAUAACCAAAGGAAAACCCAAAAACUUGAGCCAUGAUUUUAAUUGCACAUGUAUGGUUUACAUAGUCAACGAUAUUUUAAGAAAGCACUAGUAAAUCUGAUGGGAAUUCUCUUCUUUCUGAAGACAACUGAAGAUCUUCAGGUUUUAGCAAUUUAUGCUUGAUAAACCUCUUGCUGUUCAUGGACUUCACUGGUCAUCAUGCUGCCAACAGAUCCUUGCAAAGUCUGUUUUAUUCACAUUUGAAUGGAAGCUUGCUUCCACCACUAAAAAUAAAUAAGUAGAUUACCAGGUCAAAAUAAGUCAAAAUUUUGCAGUAACAACAAAACCAUUCCAAGUGCAAUCACUAAGUGUAACAGGAGCUGAUAUGAUAUGAUAAAGAUUCCUUAAGAUAAAUUUAGAGCAAUGUCACUGGAUUUUAAAACUUAUGUUUAAAACAUAUAGGUUUUAGCUUUAAUCUAAUUAGUUAAAAUGUUUUUGUUUUUUUGUUUUUUUAGUUUAUAAGGCCUAAAAUGAGUUCAUCCAGUUAGUGUGAUAAAUAAAAAGCAAAGUAGAUUUCUUGAUUGCUUGAUGGAUUCAUUUUGGGUUUUUUUUUAUUGCUUCUUGUGGAGGCUGCAGCCUGUGAUCACAGAAAGCGGCUUUAAAUCACAUUUGCUCUGUUACUGUUCGCCAAAGGUUUGGAGUUGGAAAAUACUUUUUGGAAACUGGAGCAAACCUGCGGCACGUGUACAGUACUCGUUAUCUAUGGUAGUAGAAAGCGGUGCAGCACAGCGAGGCACAACAGGAGACAAAGGGAUGGCGGCUGUUUGUACAGUCUCUGGAAGUGCAAUAAGUCUUUGGAUGUGGGUGGAGAGGACUAAUGCAGGUGUUACUGUAUGUCUUGUGAAUUAUUUUAGACAAAGUUGACUUGAUGAUUUUAUGAUAUGACAUGAAAAAUAAACUUCCCUCUUUUGCUGGCACAGCAUGCUGAGAGAACCAAAUGGUUUGACACAUAACAGAAGCUUACUGUGAAAAAAAUGGAAAUAACUGUAAAUAAACUGACUUUUACUGUUUUGUCAAAUGCGGCAAAUCUUUCUGAUCUGUUAGUGUCAGACUGAGGCCGGCUAAUAUUUAUGAACCAUUUGGCCAUGAUAUGUACGGCAUAUAUAUUUCCCCUGUGACUUUUAUAUGCAGUAUAUCAACUGCACCUAAUGAUACCACAAAUAACAAUCUGAAGACUUUUAUUUUAUUGUUUUUCUUUAAUGCAUUUAUUUUUUGCUGGCUUCAUUUUGUAUUAACACGACUUUGUGGGAGAGAGAGAGACUUGAUGUAGAGACUGUGCAUCUGAGCAACAAAGAGUCAAUAUUUUUAGCUUUUAUUAUGUUUUAUUGUCAAAAUUCUUAUUGCAGGUAUCGGGGAUUAUACAAAGCAUAUGUAAACAGCUUAACUGAUGAACAUACACUGCCAGCCAAAGUAAAAUACUUACUAUGGUUUGAUACAUUCGUCACUGCAGGAUGAACAGGUGAACAAUGCAGGUAUAACUGGCUUUUAUAUCAACAAACAAACAACUCUUGAUUAAAGUAUUUUACAUUGGUUUCAUAUUUAUUUAUUUUUUGACAGUACGGAGCCAGUUUCUGUCCACUUGCUUUUGGUUGCUGGGGGGCUUCUUGUCUCUAAGACUGAAAUGACUAUAGUUACAGAUACUCUAAGUUACAGAUUUUUGUUUUUUUAUUUGCAUUUCAUGAUUGUGUGGGUUUGAUUUGAUUUCACUUACAAUGGCUUCUGAAAAUAUGGAGGACCAAAACAGUCAAAAGUAUAAACUAACAAAUAGUGACUAUAAAUAAAUAUGUCAUAAAAUGGAAAUUAACACCUUUAUUAAAGGUAAAGAAAUGCUUGGAAUUUUCACUUUUUAUGAAAAAUGAAUGCCUGCGUUUAUUUUAUCAUCAUUUUUGGUGCGUGUGAGGACGUAUUUAUUUAUUGGCCUGAUGACUGAGUUGUGCUCAAAAUGUUAUAUCUACCAUGAUGCAGUAAGCAGGUAAAAUUGGAUUUCUGCGGUGUGCGAGCUGUUGAUUUCCUCAUGUGCUGACUCAUUUUUUAGCCCAGCACCUGCUCUAUAUUUUGGUGUGGUUAUCCAUGUAUUUUUUCUUCUGAUUUUAUAUUUAUUUAUUGGGGAAUUUAUUACUGAUUCUGUCAGUUUUGAGUCUCCAUAUUUAAAUGUCAUCAGAUUCUGAUUACAAUAUUGUUAUAUUAUUAUAAGACUUUUGCACAGAUUGCUUUGACAUGAGCAGAAGCAGAAACACAAAUAUAGAAGCUGGUUCAGUAAAAUAAUUAAACCUGCUACAUGCAUUAUAUUCGCUUUUAACAUGUUGCUCAAAGUAAGAUGCUAAAUAACAUUACAGUCACACUGUGGAAAACAGUGGUUGGAGAAGGUUGCUUUGAAGACGGUGACCAUGUCAGCAACCACUCACUGUCAGUUGUUGUAUUAAAAGCAAUCAAGGUGGCAAUUACAUGCAAUCUGUUUGUAACAAUAAAUCAAAAAAAGAAAAAAAGAAAAAGACAAAUGCCAUCUACAAAGACAGAAAUUUGAUUUUAACUACUUACUUUCAGAGUCCAGCCCAGUCUCUCAUAGAUUUGAAACAGAAAUUCCUCCACAAAUAGUGACAUAGUUGCCACAGGAUGGUGAUUUAACUGCAAAAUGACAGAGGCACUCUGUAAACAUACUUUCAUAUAGGAAUACAACCAGAAUACAAUCAAAUGGCAACCGGCUGAGCUGAGUCAUUGCAAAGAGAUGUUUUGCAGAUGAGUUAUGGCAUCUGCGCAGGCUGACUCGGAUUGUUGAAAAUCUGUUUGCAUUUAUGAUUGAUGAUGAUUAUUUGCAAACCUUCACCAGUCUUUCUGAGAGUGUCAGACCAUGGUUGUUAGAUUGCCUCGUACGAGUAAAAGUGGAAACCCAGGAGUUGAGGAUAUUGCACAUGCAACCUCUGGGUGACCAGUUAGUCACCAUAACUACUUGCAAUCGGUUGCCGAAUGUAAAAUAAUUCAAUGCAAUCACCAGGCAACCACCAGUCUUUCCUAGUUGCAAGGAGCUUGCCAUCUGAUUUUUACUGUAAUGUGACUGAGCCAUCAGAGGUUUCAGGGCUUUAUUGUGCAUUCUGUCUCACAGGUGUGAGCAGAGACACUGACUCUGACUAUUACUGGAGUCUUCGUUUGUGCUUUUUUUGGAAGCAUACACAGUGUUUAUACUGAACAUUAUAAAUAUAAAUAUGAAUUUUCACAUUUGUUUUACAUGUUUUCUGCUCUACAUGAUGAAACGAGUUAAUAUUUCUACAGCUCUGACAUGUAUUAUUUAAUUUAAUGUUACUUCUAAAUUCUUAAAAAUGACGUGAAGAAGCGAAAACACAUUUUUCAGAGGGUCUUGACUGGCAGUGUAUAAAAGUCUUUGUGUAAUGUCAGUUUUGAAUUGUGGAAUACUUGACAAGAAUAGGCGUUAACUUAACAACAAAGUGUUUUGUGUCUGUUGCUAUAAAGUCUUCCUGCUUUGUAUAAAUGGAAUGAUUUUCCAUCCCCUCCUUGGGGAAAAACACGCACUGAGCAAACUACUGUCCGAACUGAAAUAAGCUGAAAGGAGAAAAAACUGAAGUACAAAGCACUUUAUUCUUCCUUGUAUAACUUCUGAUGUUGCAAAUAAAUAUUUCUGUAAUUAUC